This is a messenger RNA of Stylophora pistillata, 1803 nucleotides long. RefSeq lists its product as uncharacterized. Lineage: Eukaryota; Metazoa; Cnidaria; Anthozoa; Scleractinia; Pocilloporidae. The record is from RefSeq and is a predicted model, not a curated record.
GACCAAUUUGAUCUUCAUGAGCUAGCUUGUAUCACGAAAGUCAUGCAUACAUGAGUAGGUGACAAAGUGGCGAAAGCGAAAGCAGUACGAUUCCGACGUCGAAGAACGCUUCAAUUUUUCUACGUCUGUUCUGAACAGAUCGUUCAGAAGAUAGGAGCUAAGUUACCUUGUUACACCCUAUUACCCGGUUAUGGUGGUACUCGCCAUGCACGGCAAAGUCAUAGUCAGAGACAACUGUUGAUAAGCCUUUGGUGGAAGCUUUGUCAAAUGUCGGUUAAAGGCUUUAACCUAGCGUUCGAGGUUUGUUUUCGCGAACAAGCAGUCAUUAUCUUUAGACCUCAUUGGCUUUUCUUCUAAAUGUUGGAUAGACAUCUCUCUUCGUGAAUACUUUAGUUACUCGCUUCUCGCAAUCGUAAGUGCUUGCUACUGAUUUCCGAGGUCCAAAGAAGUCAGUGCUUAUAGAAACCAAUUAUCCUGCAAACAACGGAAGUUGGAAAAACUUGAAACCCGUAAGCGCUUUACCUUAUUAAGCUGUAGAUCGGUUACAUGCUUUCAAGGAGAAGGCUGCAAUAGAUAGAUUUUCUUCGCCGAGUCGCUCAAAAUGAUUUUACUGGAUGGAUUAAUGGCGAUGGAAUCGACAACUAAAAACCGGAGUCUGACUUCAAAAUCUGCCUGCGUCGAAGCAUUUUCCGAGAAAAACUGUCAUGCAUAAAAAGUAAACAUCUAUUCUGAACUGUUCAUUCAUUUGCUUGAGGAAAGCAAAGAUAUCAGAAGAUUCUAAUAGUGACUCUUGCGGAAACAACUGGUUCAGUUUCAUCGUUAUAAGCGACGUACAGGUAUUCAAAGGUCAAAGAUGGCUGUAUGGAUUUUGGGGAUUUUGACGGCGGCGGCAUUAUGUAAAAAUAUGAAAACUACAGCUUCAUCAACUCCGACAGAAACAUCAAUACAAGCAUGUACCAGCGGAAGUUUGAAUUUACAGUGCGGAGGUUUUACGAACGUGAGCACAAUUAAAGAUGUCAGGUGGAGAGUAAAAUUUCAGGACAACAGUGGAGAGAAGAUCUACUGGUUGAUGUCCGACGAUGAGCACUCAAAGGUGCUGAGGCUUCCAGGCGGAAUGAAGGUUGAGGGCGUUUCUAGACAAAACAUUUCCAUAGAACGCUACGAAGAAAACAGUACGAUAAAUCAUGUCAACAUAUUGUGUUUAGUUGAUCGCCAUACCCGCGCAGGCAUAAAAAAAACAACUGGUGAGAUCUAUAAGAUCGAUUUUACUAUUCAGUGUGUACAGACAGUGGAAGGAGGAAAUCUUAAUUUAACAAGAAUCCUGCAGAAGAUGGUUCUAUGUGAACGUGUGAGCGCUGUGUGUUGGUCUAUUAAUGGAAGCUCCUUUGUACACUACGCAAAUUGCUUUAAAAAAGAACUCGAUGGCAGUAAUGAUGAACUCAGUUUAGAUUUCAGGAGAAGACUAAGAUUUACGAGAGCCGGUCUAAUACUGACCAACAUUCAAGGUUAUGAUGACGGACCCGAGAUUGUUGUCAGAUUUGACAUUGAAAAAGACUCUGGUGGGAAGAAAAGGGAGUCGAAGACGAUAAGGAUUUUGGUCGAGACGGCUUGGCACUUUUCAUCUUCCGUUACGUCUGUAUCUCGAAGCACACCCUCCACAAGUACGCCCUCCAUUAUUGACAACUUAGAGCCCAAAGAACACAAACCAACGAACAGUGCAUCAGCCAAAAACAGACUUGAAAUGACAUUGACGGUGAUUGGGUUACUAAUCUCCUUUGUAUUUACUUGAGAUGACAAAAAUUC